UGAGUUCGCCGGCGCCCCCACCGCCGGCGGUGGAAAGGAGGUCGCCGCUGGUUUAUGUAAGUAGGGCGGUUAGGGAGGAUAUGGCACCUGGGGUGACGAAGGUGGGUCCGGUACGUGGUGGUGGUGGUGACGUGGAAGGGGGAGAAGUUGGAGGUGAGAGACGGUCGAGGGCGGCUGUAGAGUCGAUUCUUGAAAGGUCGCAAAGGGAUGUUAUGAUGAACAGGGUGGCUUUAGGAUUUAGGGUUUGUGCGGUUAUUUUUUGCUUGAUUUCGUUUUCGGUUAUGGCAGCUGAUAAAACUCAAGGUUGGACUGGUGAUUCAUUUGAUCGUUACAAAGAGUACAGGUAUUUGGUAGCUGUUAAUGUUAUUGGAUUUGCAUAUGCUGGAUUUCAAGCAUUUGAUCUAGCACUCAGUUUGGCAACUGGGAAACACUUUCUCUCUUACCAUAUGCGAUAUCAUUUCAAUUUCUCAAUGGAUCAGAUACUGGCAUAUCUUAUUAUGUCUGCAUCGUCUUCUUCUGCAACGAGGGUAGACGACUGGGCAUCAAAUUGGGGAAAAGAUGCAUUCACAGAAAUGGCAAGUGCAUCAAUCGCGCUGUCUUUCCUGGCUUUCAUUGCUUUUGCCUUCAGCUCUAUCAUAUCUGGUUAUAGCCUCUGCAACCGUACUUCCUCAUGAUCUUGAAAUGAGUUACAACUAUUCAUCCAUUGCGUAAUUUUGAGAAAUUACUGCAACAAAUAUUUAUGUCUAGUGGAUCAGAAGUUGUACAGAUGUAGUUAAUAGAUUUAGCUGUAUAAUAAUCUCUUUUUUUCCCACUCCUACUGCAGAUGAAUAAAUAUACAAAUCCGGUUAAGCAAAUUGUAUUGUUGAGUAGCUGAAAAAAAAAUGUCAAAUAUGCAUAUGUUCUUAUGGAUAUGGUAUAUGUUAAAUCUUUAUGAUGUAUUGAACAGUGUGAAUGUGAAACCUUUUUAUUAAGAGACAUAAUCAAAUCUUA
This is a messenger RNA of Solanum tuberosum (potato), 990 nucleotides long. Its product is annotated as CASP-like protein 4A3. The record is from RefSeq and is a predicted model, not a curated record. The coding region runs from base 81 to 674 and encodes 197 amino acids. The transcript has 3 exons. NCBI's taxonomy places the organism in Eukaryota, Viridiplantae, Streptophyta, Magnoliopsida, Solanales, Solanaceae.